AACGAAUUUGAGGGCAGCAGAUUUGCCUGCCAGCAUUUCUGCAAAAGCUUUGCAGUUUGUGGUGCCCAUCACCAUCCAGGCGCCCGUGUCCCGCUCAGGAAAUGGCAGAUCUUGUCCUCUCCUUGCUGCGUCAGAGCUCGAUAAGGGGCUGUUUACAACAAGGACUUGGGUUAGGGACUGCAUUGUUGUGUGGUAGACACGUUGGGCUUUCUGCGACUUCGGCAGUCAUUGCAAUCUCCUUGCAGCAGAGGCGGCCAUACAGUUUCUUUCAGCUUGAUAAGGUAUUCAACUUCAAAAGGUUGCAGGAGGAACGAUUGCGGUUGCAAGAUGAGAUAGAGAGAGGUUACUUUGAGGACUUCAAGGAUCUGAAAAAGAAUCAGGGCAAGUUGGGCCCCGCCAGCAAAGGACUCUUGCCGAUUGCAGGCAGUGCCACCUUUCCCGAGCUGCUCUGCAGAGCAGAGGAUGGCUCCCAAAUCAGGAUUCAAGACGUGUUUGGAAACAAGAACGUCACCCUGGCUUGUGUGGCUUUCCGCCAAAACGCUCAGCCAAUGGUCGACACCUGGAACCUGGCUUUUCAAGAGGAGCUUCGAAAGGAGCCAGCUACGCAACUAGUGGAACUUUCCGUCGUCGAGUCCAUCUUCCUGCGUCCAUUUCAGAACUACCUCGUCAAAUCCAUGAGCGCCAUCCGAAGACGGUCAAACCCCAUGAAAGCGCCCCCAAUCAAAACCGUUGAGCCUGCUUCGCUCUCAAAACCUAUUCCCAGCACUCAGCAAGCCCCUCCGUCAUCCCAAUCAGAGCCACUCACGGCCUCUUCAGAAAGCUCGCCAGUCUCAAGUUCCGCAGAAACCACGCCCUCGCCGCAAAAGCAAGUGCUACUGUACCAUUUCGCCGAGACCUGGGCCAUGCGAAAAGCGCUCAACAUGCCCAACCGGCUGACGGGAUAUGCCCUGCUCGUAGACAGGCACGGGCAGGUUCGAUGGCGGGCGACCGGUUAUGCCACUACGGAUGAGAUCAAGUCUUUGCAGCGGGCUACCCGGCUCUUGGUGUCAGAGUCCGCACAGGCAGCUGCGCUUGCUAAAGAGGGGAGGGGGAGAAGCAAGGCGACGGCGAAUCAAGAACUCGAGGGUGCCUUCGAGAAUGAAGGCUCCCAAUGAACCGAUCAUCUGCGGCACACUUUUCGAGAACAGCAGCCGGGCCCUCGGGUUAUCUCUGAAAACGACAACUCGCAUCGAAAUGAUGGAAGCAAAGCCCGAACGUCCUAGAUACACAUCUGCAACUUCAAGGUGACCUAUUUUCGCAAUAUCUAGAAGCGACUAGUUGGUGACGAUCUGGCCGGAAGUUCCUGUACAAGCACCGUUACAUUUAUUGAAGCUGAGUGAUGCCGUAACUUGGUUGCUGAUCUUGCAAAAGUCAUCACACUUGUUAGUGCAACGUACAAUUGAUACGGACCUAUGCAUCGAGUGUCUACAUGUGACCCGUUGCAGGCCCGUGAUUGUUGAUAACAACUCAAUGAAGAAACCGGACGCAAAUUGGAGUUGGAGUUUUUAAGGACAAACGGUGGAGCGUCUUUUGGAAUCAAGCUAGCUGUCUAUGUCGAUGCAAUCACUGAGGACGUCGG
This is a messenger RNA of Klebsormidium nitens, 1618 nucleotides long. Lineage: Eukaryota; Viridiplantae; Streptophyta; Klebsormidiophyceae; Klebsormidiales; Klebsormidiaceae. The record is from the annotation of a GenBank genome assembly.